AUGCCAAAGCUCUCGAUUGAAGAUGAGGCUCUCCGUGUUGGUAUCAACUAUCAUAUGUGUCGCCUCAAAAACGAGCCCUUUGAUCCAGAUCCAGAAGCCAUUGCCGAUUUUAUGAUUGUCCAACCACGCGAGCUCUUUUUCGAUGUGAAUACAAUUAAAAAAGCUGCUGUGUCGAAGAUGUCGGUCCAAGAGAUUCGCGCAAAGCAUAAACCAAAGUUCAAUUACGAUUUCACGAAGAUUUUGAUCGACCAGCAACCAUUCUCUCGUGGUGGAGCUCUCUACACUCGUCCACUUGGAUCAAUGCGUUAUGCUCUCGCUGUUCUUGACAAAUAUGGGGACAAUGUUUGGCUUGGAACUCUUCGCCAAAGUGCGAACAGCUCUAUUGAUGGCGAAUGGUCAGUUGCUUAUCAUGGAACAACGGAUCCGCGUGCUGCUGAAAUUGUUCGUAGCGGUGGACUUGAUUUGAAAGAGGGCAAACGUUUCCUGUUUGGACAUGGUAUCUACUGCACACCAGACCCAAAGACUGCACUCGCUUAUGCAUCGACUUAUCACUACGAUGGAAAAACCUACAAGUUGAUUGUUCAGGCUCGUGUCGAUCCAUCUCGUCGUGAAAUUGUGCCCAAGUCGAAACACGGUGUUGCCAAUCUUGAUGAUUACUGGAUUGCCAAGGAAAAUGACGCCAUUCGUCCAUACGGAAUUUGUGUCUUUCCUUGC
Messenger RNA from Mesorhabditis belari, 714 nucleotides. The record is from the annotation of a GenBank genome assembly. Lineage: Eukaryota; Metazoa; Nematoda; Chromadorea; Rhabditida; Rhabditidae.